Messenger RNA from Protopolystoma xenopodis, 1143 nucleotides. NCBI's taxonomy places the organism in Eukaryota, Metazoa, Platyhelminthes, Monogenea, Polystomatidea, Polystomatidae. The record is from the annotation of a GenBank genome assembly.
AUGGAGACUGCUGAAUUGGGCAGACAAGUCCUCGGAGGUGGCCGGAAUCGCGGCACUCCUUCUGCCGGUUCCAAAUUCCCUCCAACCAACUGGAAGUGGAGAAUCAAAUCUUCAAGCAGCACUAAACUGUCAUCAAACCGCCAACACAGCUCCAACACGAGCCCGAACCGAGCUGUCCCGACUGAGGCCGGAGCCUCUCUCGUUCGAGUCCUGGCUCGACAGUCGAAGAGGCCCGGCUGCCAAAGCAACAAGAAGCGGGCCGAGUUCCGACGCCUCUGCCGACGAUCCCAGCUCUUCACUUGGCGGCGUCUCAUCGCCACCAGCGGACCUGAGCUCGAGCCCCUUCGCCAGACGACGAGGCGGAGUCGGCCAUGCCUACGGAUGGCCACAAGUUCCGAUAGGCCUUUCUGUUUCUGCCCGACGAAAAGAUGUGCCCAUCAACCAAGCUCGGCCGUCUGGCCGCAAUCUGUCCCUCCUUUCGUGCAUUUCAACCCCACACAACCAACCCUACCACGGCCCCAUUUAGUACAGAAGAAGUGCACGCAGUUGGGAAUCUGUGAGGCAGCUUUAUUGCAGCCACAGGUGCAGCAACAAUCAGCAGACGUUCAGCCACUUUUGCCUCAUUUGGCCACGCGACAGACACGACUUCCAAUUGCUGCUGUGCCCAUCUCAAGUGACCACUUUCAGUUUUGUCUGUGCGACUUUUGUCCGGUUGGGCGACGAUGCGUGUUGCACGUUUGCGGAAGUUCUAUUGCUGCGAGGGCAGAUACGGUGGCUGAAAAGAAGAAGAUACUUUUGCUUUAUGCUGCCUCGGGCAAUCUUUUUUCAAAUGCAUGUUUGCCAGAUGUCGUGUCUGCUUCCAAAUCGGUACCUCCAGCCUCAGAAGAGACACCUGACGACCGGUUGCGUUUGCAUUAUGCUCCGGCAAACCCGCCCCUCGUGAGUAGACAUGCACAAGCAGACAAUGACAUACAAGUCUACCAUUUGUGGAAGUAUUCCGGAACGGACGGAGGCGGUCUAGCUCGACUGGUCAGCUGCAAGUUGGUCCAGAAGGUGCAAGAGCAUGUUUGUUUAUUUGCCAAGUUUUGGCUCUACGCAAAAGAGGGAAAAUUGCUGUUGAUAUGCAACGCUACAGUGCGUUAG